Molecule: messenger RNA, 2230 nt
Organism: Ananas comosus (pineapple)
Lineage: Eukaryota; Viridiplantae; Streptophyta; Magnoliopsida; Poales; Bromeliaceae
Product: mannosyl-oligosaccharide 1,2-alpha-mannosidase MNS1-like
Exons: 14
Coding region: 161-1918 (585 amino acids)
Biological process (GO): carbohydrate metabolic process; N-glycan processing
Cellular component (GO): Golgi membrane; endoplasmic reticulum
Molecular function (GO): mannosyl-oligosaccharide 1,2-alpha-mannosidase activity; calcium ion binding
Source: RefSeq, a predicted model, not a curated record
CUCGCAUACGAACAUCCUCCUUUUUAAACCCGUGGGGACUCCGACGACGACGACGACGACGAAGGCGACGACUCCCUCGAAAACCUUUUCCUCUCGCGCGGCGGAGGAGACGAUUCUAGGGUUAGGGUUUCUACGGCGCCAUAGGAGGAGGGAGGAGGAGAUGAUGCGGAGCAGGUCGUCGUCGUCGUCGUCGUCGUCGUCGUCGUGGGGGCCGUGGCGGGUCCUCCACCCGGCGUACUACCUGAAGCGGCCGCGGCGCUUGGGGAUCCUCUUCGUCGUCUUCGUCCUCGCCUACUUCGCCUUCUGGGAUCGGCAAACCCUAGUUCGGGAGCACGAGGCUGAGAUCUCAAAAUUGAAGGAAGAGUUGAAUCGACUACAAGAUCAGUUGAGGAAAGCAGAGGAUCGUUCGGUGAAACCAGACGAACACUUCACUAGUGAUAAAAUGAUCGACAAAAGUAUCGUCAAAAUUGAUUCCAUUAACAAUGAAAGGAGAGAGAAAGUCAAAGAAGCAAUGCUUCAUGCCUGGAAUUCUUAUGAGAAAUAUGCUUGGGGACAAGAUGAGCUUCAGCCACAAUCAAAGAAUGGUGUCAAUAGUUUUGGUGGUCUUGGAGCAACCCUUGUGGACUCUCUGGAUACACUCUACAUAAUGGGCCUGGAAGAUGAGUUUCAAAAAGCUAGAGAGUGGGUUGCGAACACGUUAGAUUUCAACAAGGAUUAUGAAGCAAGUGUUUUUGAGACAACCAUCAGGGUCGUUGGUGGACUUCUAAGUGCAUAUGAUCUCUCUGGCGAUGGUGUAUUUCUAGAGAAGGCUAAAGACAUCGCUGAUAGAUUGCUACCAGCAUGGGAUACAUCAUCAGGCAUACCCUACAACAGAAUUAACUUGGCUCGUGGCCAAGCUCAUAAUCCCGGAUGGACCAGAGGAGAUAGUAUCCUGGCUGACUCAGGUACUGAGCAACUUGAAUUCAUUGCUUUAUCGCAGAGGACGGGUGAUCCUAAAUACCAGCAGAAGGCGGAAAAUGUCAUCAGACAGCUUCAGAAAACAUUUCCGAAUGAUGGUUUGCUUCCUAUAUAUAUAAAUCCUCACUCAGGAUCUUCAUCGUAUUCGACCAUCACAUUUGGUGCCAUGGGCGACAGUUUCUAUGAAUAUUUACUCAAAGCCUGGAUACAAGGGAACAAAACUGAACCUGUGAAGCAUUACAGAAAAAUGUGGGAAACAUCAAUGGAGGGUCUAUUGAGCUUAGUUAGAAGAACUACUCCAUCUUCUUUCACGUACAUUUGUGAAAAGAACGGUGUUUCUGUGUCUGAUAAGAUGGAUGAGCUUGCGUGCUUUGUUCCUGGAAUGCUGGCUUUAGGAUCUUUCGGUUAUGGUUCUGAAAAAGGAGAGAAAAUUUUAUCACUCGCAGAAGAGCUUGCUUGGACUUGUUAUAAUUUCUAUCAAUCUACUCCGACAAAAUUAGCUGGAGAAAAUUACUUUUUCCAUUCUGGACAGGACAUGACGGUGGGCACAUCGUGGAAUAUACUUAGACCAGAGACCGUCGAGUCGCUGAUGUAUCUCUAUCGGCUUACUGGGAACAAAACAUACCAAGAGUGGGGUUGGAACAUAUUCCAAGCAUUUGAGAAGAACUCUCGGAUCGAGUCGGGUUAUGUUGGAUUGAAGGAUGUCAACACAGGUGCAAAAGACAACAUGAUGCAGAGCUUCUUCCUCGCGGAGACUCUCAAGUAUCUCUACCUCUUAUUCUCCCCGCCGUCGCUAAUCUCAUUAGACGAGUGGGUCUUCAACACCGAAGCCCAUCCGUUGAGAAUCGUCCCUCGAAACGAUAAAGCUGAAGCGGUUUCGAGGGGAGCGGAUGCAAAUCCAAUAACUAAAGCUCCCGUCAGGCCAUUCGGCAGAAAGCAAGGGAGAUCUGAACACCAUUAAACAUCUUCUCACACAUUAUUCACAUAGAUUUUGGUAUGUCUACAACUUUUUUCCAUGCUAUUAUUAGUUGAAUUAGAUCAUAGAAAACGGACUUCGACACGCAUGUCGAAAUGACGGUCUUUGAUGGCCUUUUUUGUUUUUCACCCUCACUCUCUUUUUAUUUAAUCUGCUAGAUCAUAUUAAUAGGAUGAAAUGCCAAUGCCAUAGAAUUAGCAGAACAUCUUAUUAAUAGUUGUAUCAUUAGAAAUUAAAGAGGAGAUGCUUAACAUUUUACGCUACUCUCUCAGUAUCUUUAUUUUAUUUAUUCAGAUC